Molecule: messenger RNA, 1119 nt
Organism: Hypomesus transpacificus
Lineage: Eukaryota; Metazoa; Chordata; Actinopteri; Osmeriformes; Osmeridae
Gene: dnaaf5
Product: dynein axonemal assembly factor 5
Exons: 5
Coding region: 1-660 (219 amino acids)
Biological process (GO): cilium movement; inner dynein arm assembly; outer dynein arm assembly
Cellular component (GO): cytoplasm
Molecular function (GO): dynein intermediate chain binding
Source: RefSeq, a predicted model, not a curated record
AUGUUCCGUCUGCAACGCCAGGUGCUGGAGACAAGCAGCCUGGGGAGCUUCAGGGGGUAUCUGGAGGUGUUCCUGGGGGAGGCGCUGCUCCCCAACCUGGUGUGGAGAGCCGGCCGCACCGCCGCCGCCGUCCGCACCUCGGCCCUCAGCUGCCUGCUGGCCCUGCUGCAGGGGGGGGGCCGUCACCCCCACACAGGCCCCUGCUCCUGUCUGGCCUGGAGGAGGACUCCCCGUUGGCCCGGGGCCUGGCCUGCCGCGCCCCUCUCCACCCUGCUGGCCCUGCUGGGACCCAGCCUGCACCCCGACGCCCUCCACAAGGUCUACCCCGAGCUGCUGAAGCGUCUGGACGACAGCAGUGUGGAGGUGCGCGCCGUGGCUCUCCAAGCCCUGGGCGUGUGGCUGUCCUGCCUGGGCAAGGACUACAACUCCCAGCUCUGUAGUCCUCACCUGGAGUUCCUGUUCCAGCAGCUGCUGCUGCACCUGGACGACCCCGAGAGCCGCGUGCAGGACGCCGUGCUGGAGGUGCUGAAGGCAGGCAGCUCCGUGCACCCAGCUCUGCUGAAGCAGGAAGUGGAGGCCGUGAGGGACAAACAGCGCAGCCCCGCCUACUGCGACCAGCUCCUCCAGCACAUCCAGUCUCUACCCAGGGACGAGGCAUAGUCGCCGGGGCGUCGACCUGGACUCGCACGCACGCGUGUUCAGACACAUACAUUCAGAUUGGAUUCAGUUCAAUUCACACACACACAUAUUUUGAUACACACACACACACAAGUGCGUUCUUUGACAGGCACUCGGUCACACGAACGACCGCGACGACACAACGUGUCACAGCGUGCUUUGAGAGACGUUGGAAACAUUCACUGUCCAGUCGUCGGACGACCGUGUCAGAACGAUCCAGUCGUUGGACGACCGUGUCAGAACGAUCCAGUCGUUGCUUUUCCUGGGUUUGGAUCGGUUCAUCACCCAAGUUCUUGCUCUGCGCGUGUUCGAACCCCGUGCGUCAUUUUAGCGGGAUUGUUUUGCAGGAUCCUGAAUUCAAUUAAUUGUGUUCUGUGCCUUGGUUUUAUCCUCUGUAUGUUUUUGGUCAAGAAAUCUUUUUGCUAAAAAAAAAAAUAUAUA